Arctia plantaginis is the source of this 930-nucleotide messenger RNA. NCBI's taxonomy places the organism in Eukaryota, Metazoa, Arthropoda, Insecta, Lepidoptera, Erebidae. The record is from the annotation of a GenBank genome assembly.
AUGCCAUUUACGUUAAAAUACAUAUUCCUGAAACAUCAUAUAUCAAAGUACAGGUCGGCGGGAGUGCGUUUUGCCUCGUUGCUUGGUUUUAGUUUCGAUGACAACUACCAUUAUACGAGACUGAAGAAGAAUCAAGUGCCCGUGAAGAGAUUACCAGACGUGCUUGUUAUUGGCGUCAAGAAAUGUGGGACAAGAGCACUACUGGAGUUUUUAAGGUUACAUCCAGAUGUCAGGGCUGCGGGGUCAGAGGUCCAUUUUUUCGACAAAUUUUAUCAUAAAGGCUUUGAAUGGUACAGGGACAAGAUGCCGCCUACAUUAGAAGGUCAGAUAACCAUGGAAAAAACCCCAUCUUACUGGGUGACGAGGUCAGCACCAAAAAGAGUAUACGCUAUGAAUCCUGAUGUCAAGCUUUUAGCAGUGUUACGGGAUCCGGUUACUAGAGCCAUCAGUGAUUAUACUCAAUCAGCGAGUAAAAGACCUUCGCUCCCUCGCUUCGAAGACCUUGCUUUAAUUAACAACUCAGCAGGAUGGGGCAGUUCAUCAAUGGUUGAUGCUACAUGGCCCCCAGUCAGAUUAGGCGUAUAUGCCAGACCUUUGAAGAGAUGGCUACGGAGAUUUCCGAGGUCGAGGCUACUGCUGAUUAACGGAGAGAGGCUUAUUGUGGAUCCUGCGGCGGAAAUGGCUAGAGUACAGGAAUUCUUAGGCCUCAAGCUAGUGAUAACUGAAAAGCACUUUUACUUCAAUUCCACGAAGGGCUUCCCGUGCUUACUAAAGUCAGAAAGUCGUUCCACGCCUCAUUGUCUGGGAAAGACAAAAGGCCGAAGCCAUCCUUACAUAGAUCCUAAAACUAUAGAAAGACUAAGAGACUACUAUAAACCGUUUAACAAACAGUUCUAUCAGCUCGCUGGUAUCAAUUUUGGAUGGCCUUAA